GAUGGAACAUCUUAAUGAAGACGAGAAAUGAAUGUAAUUGCUUUGACAUAUGUCUUAGGUACUUUUGUGAUAUCAGUUGUAAAGCCAGACGACAUCGAGCUGUUGCCAAAAAUAGUGAAUGUUGUUGAGAAUUCAAGUGUAACAUUAACAUGCUCGAAGAAAAAUGGAUUUCUCUCAGAGACAAGAUGGAUGAACUCUCAAAUUACCGAAAAUGCAAACCUCGCCUUUUCUAACGGACAAUGUAUCGUCACUAGGUUUUUGCUUGAUAGCAAUUUAUAUGACGGUUUAUGCAACGGAAAUGGAACUUAUUCUGUGCUUCUUAAAAAAAUUGAUCGUAAGCACCAUGGAGGUGAAUGGACGUGUAUGGAGACAUUAUUUAGCGUUAGUAACAUAGUGUCCAUUUAUGUUUCAGAUCCACCUGAAGGCCCUCCAGUAAUACAUGGCUACAAAAACGGCACGGUACAUCAGGUUGUUGAAUCAGAAUUAGGCACAAUAAACUGCUCUGUUAGUGGAGGAAAUCCAUUGGCUACCCUCACAUUGACUUGUUUCAACAGACAAUCAACAGCAGACACAACAGUUACGAGUUACGUAAGUUGGAAAGCAAUUCGCAAUCAGAGCGAAUGCACGUGCGAGUCGGAUCAUGUUAUAGGUGGUAAACUAAUUACAUACCUCAAGUUCGAAGUUAUGUUUCCUCCAAGUGCGGUUUAUUUAUCUACUGAAAGAGGAUCAGAGAGAGGCACUAUUGUAGCUAACAAUGGUGAAGAGGUGAUGCUUAAUUGCGUUGCAGAAUCAAAUCCUAAGCCGGACAUAAUUAUAAGAGACCAACGAGAUAUACAGUUAACAGUUUUAAAAAAUAACAGAUUUGUUAACUAUACAAUACACAAGGUGUCCUGUGACGAUGCUGGAGAGUAUACAUGUUAUGCAAGAAAUACGUUAACAGUUGGACAAGAAGCAAAAUCCAAACUGAUUCUCAUUGUCAGAUGUCCGCCACGUCCGAAAACUGUAAAAGACGACAAUGUAACAGCCAUUUUGCGGUCUGACGUCACACUGCAAUUUACAGCACAUGACUUUUUUGAUGAGCAAAACAAAACAGAAUUUACAUGGUAUAAACAAAACAUGUCAUUACAAAAUGGCGGAAGUAAACAUAUAAUUUCAUCAUAUGGAUUACAGUCAGUCUUAAUCAUCAGAAAUAUUACUCAAACAGAUUAUGGCCAAUACCGAGUUAUUGUCAGGAAUUCAGUUGGACAAUAUAUUCAUAAUUACGAAUUGCAAAUAAAAGAAAAUCAAGAACCAGAGGACUCAACUAUAACUGGGAUAAUCAUUGGUGUCGCUGUUGGUACAUUUGCUUUCACAAUUUUAGUAGUUGUUUUGUCAUUGAUUGGUUACAAAUACAUGUAUAUCAGACGUAAUCAUAGUCUUGAAAGAAGUGUUACGCAAGCAACUAGAAAUGAAAAUGAUACUGUCUCUGAAAAUCAGACAACAUCUACAUAUGACGACAUAAACCUUGCUUCUGACCCUAAAACUGUAUACGAACAACUUGAUGAUAAAGGAAGAGAGGGUCAAGCGUACAUGGAAAUGCAGAAUAUCAAAACAGAAGAAACCAGUCGUGACUAUAUAAACAUGACGGUUUAAAUAAUAAGUGUUAUCAGUUCUGUGCCUCGGGACCAAUUUUAGUACGAAUUAGUAUACAUAUUUUAAAUCGAGGGCAACCGCCAUCUAAAUAAGAAAAUCGCAAUGUAAAAAAAUAAUUUACCCCGGGAACUUAACAGUUCUUAUUCAUCAAUGCUGAAAGUAUUAUAUUGUGCAGAACGAAAAACAAAUAUUUGUGUGCGAUAGAAUGAAUUAGUUUGCAUAUUUUUGUUUAAUACCAGAUUAGAGUGGAUCAGCAAAUUACUCCUACCAUAAGUUGAUUUUAUUUUAACUUUCUAUGUUAGAACUACAAAAAGCUUUAUCAAUAACAUAUUGAUAAACAGAACUUUUAAUAUAAAUACCACAUAAAAAUUGUUUUUGUUACUUAUUUUGUUAAGCAUCUACUAAAAUGCUUUACAAACAAUACAACUGAAAUAAUUCCGUCAAGAUAUUCAAAAUAUAAACAAAUAUUGUGUAAAGGGUUUAAAUAUUCGAAAAUGCAUAUUGUAAAAGGUUUAUGACAAUUACACGUAAUAGCAUAUAUUUGGCGGAAACUAUUUAAUUACUAUAUCAAAUUUUACCAUACAUUUUGGCAACAAAUAUUAGAAUAAUUCUAUUUACAAGCAUAAAUAUGGGUACAAAGAUUAACAAAAAUAUUCCAAACAUAAAGAAUAAAUGUGACAAAAUUGACAUACGUGCUUCCUCAGUUUUACUUAGAUAUUCUAAAACCGUUGCCAAGACCAUUUCACGAAACAUUUAAAAUUUGUAAACGUGAGGGAUAUCAUUUUUAGCUCGACUUUUUUUUUGUUGAAAAAAAAAGUAGAGGUAUUGUUAUAGUCGCGGCGGCGUUGCCGUUGCCGUCCGCAAACUUGUACCUGGAUCAUAACUUUUUUAUUUCUUGGUGUAUUGUCUUCAAACUUGGCCACAACAACCCUUGGGACAAGACCUUUCAGUAGACCCCACUAACCUUGACCUCAUCCAUAAAUGACCUUGACCUUCAAGGUUAAAAGUCCAAAUUUUGCUUGUUCAUGCUGUUAUUGGCUGUAACUUUGUUAUUUUUCAAUGGAUUGUCUUCAAACUUGAACAUAAUAAUGUUCAAGGAUAACCCUUAAAAAUAACCAGACAGACCUUGACCUUCACUCAUUAAUGACCUUGACUUUGAAGUUCAAAUUAUCGAAAUUUUCAUUGUUUUGGCUGUAACUGGCUGUAACUUUGCUAUUAUUGAAGGGAUCAACUUCAUAUUAUAAUAAAACAUACUUAAGACAAGACGUUGUGGUUUAUCAAACACUUGGGCUCUUUAAUGACCUUGACCUUGAUGGUUAAAUUACUAAAUUUUCUCAGAUUUGUGUAUUAAAUGACCAUAUAUAUUUAUUGGGGUGCGUGUGUAUAUAUAUAUAUAUAUAUAUAUAUAU
This is a messenger RNA of Ruditapes philippinarum (Manila clam), 3041 nucleotides long. Its product is annotated as peroxidasin homolog. NCBI's taxonomy places the organism in Eukaryota, Metazoa, Mollusca, Bivalvia, Venerida, Veneridae. The coding region runs from base 28 to 1632 and encodes 534 amino acids. The record is from RefSeq and is a predicted model, not a curated record. The transcript has 8 exons.